AUGAGCCAAGGUUCGGUUCUUGGCCCUGCACUCUUUAGUAUUUACAUGCUGCCGCUAGGCGACAUCAUACGCAAAUACGGUGUUAGCUUUCAUUGCUAUGCUGAUGACACCCAACUCUACAUGCCCCUAAAGCUGACCAACACGCCGGAUUGUAGUCAGCUGGAGGCGUGUCUUAAUGACAUUAAACAAUGGAUGUCCGCUAACUUCUUGCAACUCAACACUAAGAAAACGGAAAUGCUGAUUAUCGGUCCUGCUAAACACCGACAUUUAUUUGAUAAUACCACCUUAACAUUUGACAACCAAACAAUUACACAAAGCGACUCAGUAAAGAAUCUGGGUAUUAUCUUCGACCCAACUGUCUCCUUUGAGUCACACAUUAAGAGUGUUACUAAAACGGCCUUCUUUCAUCUCCGUAAUAUCGCUAAAAUUCGUUCCAUUUUGUCCACUAGCGACGCUGAGAUCAUUAUUCAUGCGUUCGUUACGUCUCGUCUCGAUUACUGUAACGUAUUAUUUUCGGGUCUCCCUAUGUCUAGCAUUAAAAGAUUACAGUUGGUACAAAAUGCGGCUGCUAGACUUUUGACAAGAACAAGAAAGUUUGAUCAUAUUACGCCUAUACUGGCUCACCUGCACUGGCUUCCUGUGCACUUAAGAUGCGACUUUAAGGUUUUACUACUUACGUAUAAAAUACUACACGGUCUAGCUCCAGCCUAUCUUACCGAUUGUAUUGUACCAUAUGUCCCGGCAAGAAAUCUGCGUUCAAAGAACUCCGGCUUAUUAGUGAUUCCCAGAGCCCAAAAAAAGUCUGCGGGCUGUAGAGCGUUUUCUAUUCGGGCUCCAGCACUAUGGAAUGCCCUCCCGGUAACAGUUAGAGAUGCUACCUCAGUAGAAACAUUUAAGUCCCAUCUCAAAACUCAUUUGUAUACUCUAGCCUUUGAAUAGCCCCCCUUUUUUAGACCAGUUGAUCUGCCGUUUCUUUUCUUUUCUCCUCUGCUCCCCCCUAUCCCUUGUGGAGGGGAAGACACACAGAUCCGGUGGCCAUGGAUGGGGUGCUGGCUGUCCGGGGUCGGGACCCGGGGUGGACCGCUCGCCUGUAUAUUGGUUGGGAACAUCUCUGCGCUGCUGACCCGUCUCCGCUCGGGAUGGUUUCCUGCUGACCCCACUGUGGACUGGACUCUUACUGUUAUGCUGGAUCCACUAUGGACUGGACUCUCACAAUAUUAUGUUAGACCCACUCGACAUCCAUUGCAUUCGGUCUCCCUAGAGGGGGGGGGGUUACCCACAUAUGCGGUCCUCUCCAAGGUUUCUCAUAGUCAUUCACAUCGACGUCCCACUGGGGUGAGUUUUUCCUUGCCCUUAUGUGGGCUAUACCGAGGAUGUCGUUGUGGCUUGUGCAGCCCUUUGAGACACUUGUGAUUUAGGGCUAUAUAAAUAAACAUUGAUUGAUUGAUUGAUUAAAUAAGACGUUAAGUUGAAGAAAAGAAAGACAUCAUAGAGACUUUCCCUUGCUCCUUUCAUGCUUAGUCUCACUCCACCCAUGACCUAAACUGGGUCCACCUGCUGCCGGGCCAGGUUGCGCAACAACUUCUGAUCCAUGUAAAGCUGGUUAAAGCUGU
Molecule: messenger RNA, 1613 nt
Organism: Nerophis lumbriciformis (worm pipefish)
Lineage: Eukaryota; Metazoa; Chordata; Actinopteri; Syngnathiformes; Syngnathidae
Source: RefSeq, a predicted model, not a curated record